UGUGUGUGCGUGUGCUGAUGGGCGUGUGUGUGUGUGUUUUGACACUGUGUCUGGAGAGACACUUCGCGUGAAGACACUGAGGUCUACAGGGAUCUGGAGGAACAAUGUCUGCCCUGAAGCUGGAGGAGAGUCGACAGCGGAUUCGUACAGAACUUGAUACUGUCGUGGACUUCUGGCUCAAAUACUCUCAUGACACUGUACAUGGGGGCUUCUUCACUUGCAUUGGACGCGAUGGAAAGGUUUAUGAUGAGCUUAAGUAUGUCUGGCUGCAGGGUAGACAGGUGUGGAUGUACUGCCGCCUGUACCGAACCAUGGAUCGCUUCCGCAAGCCUGAAAUCCUUGAAGCAGCCAAAGCUGGAGGAGUGUUCCUCAGGAGGUUUGCUCGUGUGUCCAGCAGCCGUGGUCAAUGGAAAUGUGCCUUCUGCUUAACAAGAGAUGGUAAAGUGAUCAAAAUUCAGAGGACUAUAUUCAGUGAGUGUUUCUACAUCAUGGCCAUGGAUGAACUGAGCAGAGUCACUGGUGACAAGGACAUGCAGCUGGAGGCUGAACAGAUGAUGGAACAGUUGAUCUACUGGGUUCGAGUGGACUCCUCAGGCUUGGGCAGGCCCCAGCUUCCUGGAGAUGUUCCUACCAACAGCAUGGCCAUCCCCAUGAUGCUCUUGUGCCUUGUGCAACAGCUCACGGAAGGCCGGGGUCAGGCAGUGGUUCAGAAGUACAAAGAACUGGGCAGCUGGUGUGUACAGCAGAUUCUACAGCACAUACAGAGAGACGGCACAGCUAUUUUAGAGAAUGUGUCAGUGGAUGCAGCAGAACUGCCAGGUUGCCAGGGCCGACUUCAGAACCCAGGCCAUGCCCUGGAAGCAGGCUGGUUCCUGCUUCAGUACAGUGCAGAGUGGGCGGACAAAGAACUCCAGAAGACCGCCAUUAACAAGUUUGUGGAGCUGCCUUACCAGUAUGGAUGGGAUAAAGAGCACAGUGGUCUCUUUUAUUUCCUGGAUGUGGAUGGUUACUGUCCCACACAGUUGGAGUGGAGCAUGAAGCUCUGGUGGCCUCACUGUGAGGCCCUCAUUGCCUUCCUGAUGGCCUACAGUCAAACCAAGAAGCACGAGCUGCUGGACAGAUUCUCUCAAGUUUACGAAUAUACCUUCAGUCAUUUUCCUGAUGCUAAGAGCGGAGAGUGGUUUGGCUAUUUGACACAAGAAGGGGAGGUGGCACUGGAUUUCAAAGGAGGCCCGUUUAAAGGGUUCUUCCAUGUUCCCCGUUGCCUGUACAUGUGUGAGCGGAUUCUUGAUGAUCUGCUGGCCAACAAGGACUGAGCACUCUGACAUUGAUUUUACAAUAAUUGGACUGAAGCUGAUUUGUGAUUCUGUUCAUGAAGUCAAAUCAUCAUAAUCAAGUUAUAACGAAAAAUUCGAUUCGAAAUUUGCAUUUCUGUUGAUUUACUAGUUUCAUCUCAUUAAAAAUGUUUUGUUACUGACCGACUCAUUAAAUUUGUUGGUAUAUGAUAUUAUGGCACCAAGAGGAAAUUUGUGUUAAGCUAAGAUUUACUUUCUUGGACGGACUAAUGUUUUUUCUUACUUUGUGCCCACCUGUCUUAUUUUUUCCCCUGUAAGAUACUAAAGAGGAUAUCCUACUGUCUGUCUUAGUUCAUGGACAUUGACACUCACACUUUACAUCUACACCAAAUGCAUUUUACUGUGUCAGUUGGCCCACAACAUGCCUUUUUCCAUUAUCAAGUUCCAUCCCAGGGUCAACACUGUCAACCAGAUACGCACUGUCCCUUCUUCAUCACACAUACUAAAACAUGAACUCAAAGAACGUGUCAGUUAAGGCCUUAAUUCUACAUGGUCACUGAGCUUUGGAGCCAGUUUUAAACACAUUUUAAAGAACACAUAUCUGAAUACAGUUUUCCAGCAUACCAAUUCAUAUAUUCUAACUAACUGGUGAACCACAAUGAAUGUUACAGAAGUAAAGAAAUCUAGUGUUUGACUGCUAGUUCUUGGCAUUAGUACAUUCACAGCCAAGUCAAUGAAUUGUGUUUUGAAAUAUUACAGCUGACAAAUAAAUGUGAAACCUUAUGUACCCAUUUCA
This is a messenger RNA of Limanda limanda (common dab), 2091 nucleotides long. RefSeq names its product renin binding protein (gene renbp). Bases 105 to 1316 code for a protein of 403 amino acids. Lineage: Eukaryota; Metazoa; Chordata; Actinopteri; Pleuronectiformes; Pleuronectidae. Gene Ontology annotation, molecular function: N-acylglucosamine 2-epimerase activity; peptidase inhibitor activity. Gene Ontology annotation, biological process: N-acetylmannosamine metabolic process; N-acetylglucosamine metabolic process; carbohydrate metabolic process. The transcript has 11 exons. The record is from RefSeq and is a predicted model, not a curated record.